CGCCUCUUUUUUUGCGACGCCAUUUUUGAACCGCCGCUAGGGAGGAAGUGAAUACAGUUAUUACCGGUUUGACAACAGUAAUUACUGAGGGAAGGCCUGCGACGUUUUUAAGCUAUACUAAUUUUAUUUUUGAACUGUAUAUUAGUUAGUAUAACGGUGCAAGAUGGGUAAUUUUGGAAGUAUAUUUGCACGCUUGUUUUCCAAAAAAGAAAUGAGGAUAUUGAUGGUUGGACUUGAUGCUGCAGGGAAGACCACAAUUUUGUACAAGCUAAAACUUGGAGAAAUUGUUACAACAAUUCCAACAAUUGGUUUCAACGUGGAAACAGUAGAAUAUAAAAACAUUAGCUUUACAGUAUGGGAUGUUGGCGGUCAAGACAAAAUCCGACCUCUGUGGAGGCAUUAUUUCCAAAAUACACAAGGUUUAAUCUUUGUAGUAGACAGUAAUGACAGGGAAAGAGCUCAAGAAGCAAAAGAUGAACUGAAUAGAAUGCUAAAUGAAGAUGAACUUAAGGAUGCUGUACUGCUUGUAUUUGCAAACAAACAGGAUUUGCCAAACGCCAUGAACGCUGCUGAACUCACAGAAAAAUUAGGCCUGCAUUCGCUUCGUCAACGCACAUGGUACAUCCAGGCAACAUGCGCAACUAGUGGUGAUGGACUCUAUGAAGGUCUCGACUGGUUAUCUGCUCAGCUCAAGAACGCGAAAUAGGUUUGAGCAAUAAGAAGGAAUUGCAAAUUUAAUGUAAAUGAUGAUGUCUUACAAUAAGCUUUUGGAAAGGCAAUUGUCUUCAAGCCAUGCUCCAUAGGAAAAAAUGUUUAAUAUGUUGUACAUGAAUUUUCCUAGACACUGAAAUGGUGCUUGAUAAAAAGCUUUUAAAUUCAUGUGUGCAAAAUAUGAAAAAAAAUUUUUCUCCGGAGCCUGGCUUUCAGUCAACAAGUUUCUUUUCAAAUUAACUUGUCUAGUGUAUUAUAUGUCUUUAUAAAAGCGAUCGUUAAAAACAAACUUAUAUAAAAAGAUCACAAGUUAGAGCAUUCCUAUUAUAAGAACAUAAUUAUGGAUGGUUGAAAGACUGUGAGAGAUAUCUUUUGUUUUACUUUAUUGGGUGUUUUUAUUUUUUUUGAUAUUAGAAUUCUUCCAUUACAAAUGGUCAGAUAUCCUGAUGCUUCAUUUCUCUUUGUAAAACAUCUAAUUAUAUGUACUGUAGAAAACGAUCUUAACAUUAAGGUACUGUAACAACUGAGAAAUGGUUCUGAAUGGGAUUUUUGAUUAUUCAAGAUUUACAGUAAUUGAAUUUGUCUAAAUGAUUCUUUUGAGAAUGUUCAUGUUUGUACAGUAUGUUAACUGUGAAGCAAAGAAUACCAUAAUACUGACAAUUAACAAUGAGAUACAGUAGUGUAUUUAUUUAUGAUAGUAGGAAAGUGCUUAGAUGAAAGAAAGUAUGGUAUUUCAGUAUAUUCAAACAAUCAAUUUAAUAAAAUUUGUCAUUUAAUUUUUCAUGUAUUUGUAAACUAUUUGUCAUCAUUAUCGUGGCUGCUGAAAAUAAUUUUUAAAGUUGGCUAAUUUUUUUCAUUUCAACUUAUUUUUUUUUUUUUUAAUCAUAUUUGUAGUGUUUACUGUGUCAUUUAUUCCAAAACGAAUGUCUUUGAUUCCCAUAAUAUGGAUUCCAAAUAAUCAUAUACUAAUUUGUAUUAGAUAAUAAAUUGAUAUGUACACAGUAUUUAUAAAUUCAUACUAUAUAUCAGGCAAUUCUAGUCUUGGUUUGUGAAGAUUUAAUGAACAGUAAUUUUUAAAUUCUAUCGAUGUCAUAAUAUCUUACAGUAUAUUCUAAUUCACUCAGCCUUAGCAUUGUCUGGAAAUUAAAAAAGUUAUUUUGGCACAGGAAGCACAUUUUACUCUCUUCCCCUUUAUCCUGUCUUGGAAACUGCUGUUGUGGACACCAACAUUACAAUUGUUUUUGACUCGGGGGUUUUUGUUUGGGGUUUUUACAUUGAAUUUUUAAUCCAUAUUUUGAAUAUUACUGACACUUUGCUGGUCAGUAAUAGUGUUUGUAAGUUAUGACAGGUGACUGGGGGUGAUCCGAUAGGUAUGAGCAUCCGGCAAACAGACUUGACAAGAUUUAUUUGCUGUAUAUUUUAUUUAUUGUAGAAUAUCUUAUCAAUGUGAUAAUUUUUUCCCCAUGUAUGAUCAAUUUAGGUAUGGUACAAAUGUGAACUUUACAUACUAAUUGUGUACCCUCCCAUAUGUUGAGUAAAUACUGUCUAAAAAAA
Molecule: messenger RNA, 2265 nt
Organism: Anneissia japonica
Lineage: Eukaryota; Metazoa; Echinodermata; Crinoidea; Comatulida; Comatulidae
Product: ADP-ribosylation factor 2-like
Exons: 5
Coding region: 164-706 (180 amino acids)
Biological process (GO): vesicle-mediated transport; intracellular protein transport
Cellular component (GO): cytoplasm
Molecular function (GO): GTP binding; GTPase activity
Source: RefSeq, a predicted model, not a curated record